CCUCGAAUGUCAAAAUCUUGGAUGGGAAGCAUAGAUUCAAUUGUCACCAAAGCUGGACAUGGCGAACUUUGGGGCUUCGACUUGCGGAAAUGUGAUCGCAAGGUGCUGGAGGCCAUUAUCCAGAAGUAUCGAGACUGCAGUUCCACCAUUCCUUCAUUGCGGGAUUCCGGGGCAAAGAUCCAGCUUGCAGAGAGCCUAGAAUGGCGACGCUACUCAUAUCCACGACGUGUCCUUGCUAAGACAAGAUCUUUUCUACUAGAACUGGGACUGUUCCGUAUCACUCUCCAUCAAGGUAGCUAUGUGAUGUGGGUCACAAUUGAUGAGGACACCCUGAAUUCAUCUGCGCUCUUGAAUUCAAAUCUAGCGUCAUCUGAAGGAUUUGUGAACUUGGGCAUUACCGCCAUGGAACUGCUGGCCGACAUCCUCUUAGGCCACCCACCUAGUGAAUCCUCUGCAGAUGAUCAUCGUGCUUCCUGUGUGGUUGAAUUUAACCUACGUGAUAUUCCCAAAAGCCGUGACAUGAAGUACAGCCUUCGAAAUAGGAUACGCACAGCUAUAGCAAAGAUGGUGUCUCUAAUUCGUUCUUACUACCCAUCCUUCAUUAGCAAGGCAUACAUCAUCAACCCUUCCGAAGAGUAUCUUGCGUAUCUGGAUGUUCCAGAGCGUCUUUUAAGGGAGACUGUACUGUUACAAAGCCCCAAAGAUCUUGGACUCCAUCUUGGAUCGCAGGUACCACCUGAAUAUGGCGGUUUCGGGAAGUCAUUAUCGGAGUCUGAUUGCCUCAGGACCUUUUCUCUUGACUCCAAGAUGCACGACAGUACAAAGGAAAAGGCGAGCCUCUCAACGAUUGCCACCGAAAAUGAAAAGGAUGGAACGGAACCACUGGUCUCCAGUGGUAGCAUCGCCCAAACCACAGAUGAUCCAGAGCCGGAGGAGCCACAACUACGCUUGAUCUACUCAGAAACCAUCGGCCCACCCACCAUUGUUCUCGAUCCGGAGGACUUGGAGGCGAGUGAGGACCUCUGUCCCAACAAGAUGGGUGCUCGUCUUGUACUCGCAGAUUCUGACAUGCUGGUGAAAUUCGGGCAUGGCGUCCGGUUAGCAGAAGCCGAAGCUUUACACCUGGUAUCUGUCCGCACGGCAAUACCAGCACCGAAACUUUUGAGCGCGUAUAUCCUAGACGGCACUGGUUAUAUCGUCAUGUCUUAUGAAGCCGGUGAAUCUCUGGAAAGUUACUGGGACCACUCCUCGAGCACGGAGCAAGAGGAUAUCAUACAGCAGCUACAUAGCUACGUCAAACAGUUGCGCGAGAUUAAAGGUGACUUCAUUGGGGGAAUCGAUGAAUCUCCUUGCCGUGAUGGGAUCUUUGAAGCAGGUUACGGAGACUACAGACAAUACAGCUAUGGUCCAUACUCCUCGGAGCAAAGCUUCAAUGAGGGAAUGGUCCAAGCUCUGCGAGAUCGCCUGCAUCCCAAAACGCUUGAGCGUAACGAUGAUCCCGAAUCUGUGUUUUUCACCGGUGAAUAUACCCUCUACCAGACUGUUAGGGCACUAAAGGAUCAUGAAAUUGUUUUCACUCAUGCUGAUCUACACCCGGGCAAUAUCAUUGUUCGGUCUGAUGGUACACCGGUUAUCUUGGACUGGGGCCUAGCCGGCUUUUGGCCUGCGUACUGGGAAUUUUAUCGUGCCAUGCACAAUCCUACCUGGAGGAGAUCGUGGGAUCGAAUGGUGGAAAAGUUCAUUCCACCAUACUAUAUUGAAUAUGGCGUCAUGGGUAGGGUGUUCUCUGUCGUAUGGAAUUGA
This is a messenger RNA of Aspergillus steynii IBT 23096, 1803 nucleotides long. RefSeq names its product kinase-like protein. The record is from RefSeq and is a predicted model, not a curated record. The transcript has 3 exons. Bases 7 to 1803 code for a protein of 598 amino acids. Lineage: Eukaryota; Fungi; Ascomycota; Eurotiomycetes; Eurotiales; Aspergillaceae.